Messenger RNA from Tachysurus fulvidraco (yellow catfish), 1120 nucleotides. RefSeq lists its product as uncharacterized. The transcript has 15 exons. Bases 77 to 973 code for a protein of 298 amino acids. The record is from RefSeq and is a predicted model, not a curated record. NCBI's taxonomy places the organism in Eukaryota, Metazoa, Chordata, Actinopteri, Siluriformes, Bagridae. Gene Ontology annotation, biological process: regulation of apoptotic process.
UCGUUUCUGACGCUUAUUAACAGCAGAACAAACACUUUUUUACACGUCACAUUCACUAUAAAACCAAAAUCAAAAUAUGCCUCCAAAAAAGUCUGGUAAAGGUAAAGCUCCAGCAAAAAAAAAAAAACCUUCAAAAAAGAAAGCGAAAGCUAAUAAAGCUGGAGCAAAAGCAGCAGCUCAUAAAAAGAAAGUGAAGAAGAAUACAGGGAUGAAGUCAACAAGCAAGAAACUCAAAGCUGAUGCAGCAGUUAAAGGAAACAAAGCUGGACCUUCUAAACAGGAAACAAAACCAAACACAGCAGUUAAAGGAAACAAAGCUGGACCUUCUAAACAGGAAACAAAACCAAACACAGCAGUUAAAGGAAACAAAGCUGGACCUUCUAAACAGGAAACAAAACCAAACACAGUGGGUCUUAUUAAUACUUCAAGUCUUUGCUCAGUGAAAGGAGGGGCGGGACAGAAGAGAAAAAAUCCCAAUCCAGCACAAGGCCAGAAUGAAGCAAAAAGAAUGAGGACAUUACUGGCUCCAGCUCCAGCUCAACCCAUGGUGCAUAUUGUUCAUGUUCCUGUUCCAGUGGUUCAGACGUCUGGAAGGAGGGAUUUCUACCAGCCCUCAGCUGCACGACAGAUUAGAUUUAAUAAUGAUGAAGUGAGCAACAAUACUGCAGUGUGUGCACAGAGCCAUAAAAUAGACAACUCUCGAACUGGAAAUGAGAACAUUACAGAUGAGAAUCUGCUGUUUUUAAAGGAUAAACGUGUUCAGUUAAUCAGCCGAAUAAAAAACGUCACUGAAAUCGUUGAUCACCUCGAUUUAACCGGGGAACAAGCAGCGAAAGUGCGAGCAGAGAAGACAGAACAGGAGAAGAUGAGGAUGCUUUUGGAUUUUAUACAAAGCACAUCUGCUGCAGAGAAUCUAGUCUUAAGCUUGUGGGAUCUCGCCAGUGACAUCAUGGAAGACCUGAUUGACGAGUGAAGAGCCGUGAAUAGAUGAAAAGAAUCCGAUGUAUCGGUCUUAAUUUUAUCAAUGAUCAACUUUCAUCACUUUUCUAAUGUUUUUAUCAAAAAAUCUUUUGUAACUUUAUAUACCAAAGAUAUAAAUAAAAAAAAUUCAAUCAUUAUA